Staurois parvus is the source of this 876-nucleotide messenger RNA. NCBI's taxonomy places the organism in Eukaryota, Metazoa, Chordata, Amphibia, Anura, Ranidae. The record is from the annotation of a GenBank genome assembly.
AUGGCUGUAUUUUCUUUUCUAUCCCCAGUUUUUAUUGCCAUCAUCUGUCUUUUAAUUGUGAUCAUUCUACAAAAUAAGCGAGGCAAUGAAAAAGUCAAAAAAAGGAAAGAAAAGACUGACAAAGAAUCACGUCCAUGGGUGGAUGAAGACCUUCAAGACAGCACUGAAGUUCCAGCGGAUGAGGAUGGGAAAGAUGAAGACAUGGAUGAAGAUGAUAUCUCACACAUUCCCUUUAGCCCGCUGCGUCAUGAUGAGCAAGAUAUGGUGAAGAGGUCAAAAGAAUUUUAUGAGAUGCUUAACCAAAGGAGAUCUGUGAGGUUUAUCAGCAAUGAAUCUGUUUCAAGGGAAGUCAUUGACAACAUCAUCAGAGCAGCAGGGACGUCUCCAAGUGGGGCACACACUGAACCAUGGACAUUUGUGGUUGUCCAAGAUCCAGAGGUAAAACACAAGAUCCGUGAGAUAAUUGAAGAAGAGGAGGAGAUAAACUACAGAAAAAGAAUGGGAGACAAAUGGGUUAAUGAUCUGAAAAAAUUAAGAACAAACUGGAUAAAAGAAUAUCUAGACACAGCUCCUUAUUUAAUCUUGAUCUUUAAACAAAUAUAUGGAAUACUUUCUAGUGACAGAAAGAAGACUCAUUAUUACAAUGAGAUUAGCGUGUCAAUUGCUUGUGGAAUACUUCUGGCAGCCAUUCAGUAUGCAGGUUUAGUGACUGUAACUACUACUCCUUUAAACUGUGGUCCUCGACUCAGGGUACUACUUGAACGCCCUGUAAAUGAAAAACUCCUCAUGCUUCUACCUGUUGGCUACCCAAACAAGGAUGCCACUGUACCAGAUUUAAAGCGGAAGCCUUUAGAAGAUAUCAUGGUGGUUGUUUAG